AUUGAAGGAUGUCCACGAUUAUAUUUGUGUAUAAGGCUCAAUAAAUAGGUGGUAGAAUAUCGCUGAUAGUAAAGUGGGUAGAAUGUUCAUUAAAUUAUGAAGAACAAAUUCAACUUGUGGAGGGUAAGGCCCAGUCAAACAUAAUGGCCUAUCUCCACCUGAAUCGGGGCUUGCCAAUGUCGAGUUGACAACGCAACAUCUUAACCAUCUUCUCUCGAAGUUUGCCCUUUGCCAUGGAGCUGAUUGUGCGAUUUUCCGAAUUUUCCGAAUUUUCCGUUGCACAAUCGCCUGCACAUCGAACUGCCAGCGGAUACAAGCAAUUUGUCAGACGUGAGAUGCACUCGAGUGCAUUUAUUGUGUUUAGCAUGUCUGCAAAGUUCAGGUCGAGCUGGCUGGAAAGUAAAAGUGAUUCGGGGUUCUGUUGAGUCAUUGCCCGUGGAGGGAUCACAUGGAACCACUUAAAUGGAAAUCACAACCAAAUGAUCGCAUCGCAUCGCAUUGGAUUGGAUUGGAUUGGAUUGGAUCGAGUGUUAUGAAUGGAGCCCGAAACGCACUGCUCACUCGGCCCAAGGUCGAUGUGCAGGCUUCUAUGUUUGAAAUCUCUUUGCAGCCGUGUUUCUCUACGUUUUGCUGAUACGAAUUCGAUUUUGAUAUGGAUUUCGCGAUUCGCAGUUCGCAGUUCGCAGUUUGCAGUUCGCCGCACGGCCAAUGUCGUGCGUCGCUUUGCGUUUAAUUAAUAAAUGCGCGAAAAGUGGCCGUGUGUUGGCUUUGGCUGUUCGGCCACAAAACGCUAAUUACAAAUGCCGCCAAGAGCAAGUACGAGUCGCGAUUGCGGCCCAAACGGAACGGCAAUAGGCCACAAAUCCGAGCAGCCACUACAACUCGAACAACUUCUUGACAUUUUGGUUAUGCUCAUGCGUGCAGCGCAAUUUCGACUUUGUCUGUCUAAUACUAAGUUGCCGCCUUUGCUGCCAAAUGCUACUCCGCCUGAUCUAAUCGUUCUGAUCGUAGUUUUCAGUUUUUAGUUUUUAGUUUUUAGUUUUCAGCUUUUAGUUUUCAGCCACAAUGGUAGGCCUAUUGUUCUCGACUCAAUGCCUCCACUCGUCGUCUCAGGUGCUUUAAACUCGCAGUUGCACACACUCGAAGAGUCGUGAAAUUAAUCAAAUUUAUUGUCGAGCCCGAAACCCAUAAUUAAAUUUAAUAUAUGCAACGAAAGCAAUCGCGAUCGACGGACCGGCUGCGUGUGAAAACCGAGAAUGACGGACUGACUGAACUUAGACGUGAGUCAUCGAUGAAGUAUGGCUCUAAUCGAGUUAGGCCUAUGUGAUUACGCUGGCUGUGUUCUACGCAUUUCGAGUGGCUUUAUUAAUUGAUAUGACUUUUUAAUUACACCCAACCCCUCUGCCUAUCGAAUUAUGAAUUCUAUAGUACAGCAAAUGCAUUACAAAAAUGUAUGGCUAAUUUCUUAUUCAUUUUAAUGACACUGCAUUAUGUUUUUCUCUGCAUGAUGAUAAGGUACAUGCAUAUAUGCUGUGCAGAGCGAUAAGACAUCUCUUAUCACGAAGCGUCAGAUUUUCUGUUUUCUUUCUUUAUUGGAUUGCUUUCUAAUAUCUUUGGUUCCGAUGCAUUCAAGUCAGUCUGCAUUUGCCAGUCGAAUUCACAAGAUUUCACAAUCGCAGCAAUGCUGAGAUUUACUUUAUUUUUGGUGCUGUCGUUAUACCUGAGGUCAUGCCACUCAGCAGCCUGCGAGGGCACUGAAUGCGAUGCCCAAUGUGCUGCAUAUUGCUACGGAGUCUUGAAUCCCUGCAUGUCGAACUUGGGCAGUUUGCAACGAAGGGCUGAGGCCUGCGAAGCAGCUGUUUCUAUUGCGAGAAUAGCCCUAAAUGACCGCAGACUAGACAGUUUUGGCACUUCAAUGAACUUGCAGCAGGAAAGGCAAAAUACUUCGCAACUACUUCUGGCACACGGUACACCGAUGGCCAGAAAACUGGAUAGGAACGACACUUUUCAACAACUGGGAAGCAAAUACUAUUACAUCGAGAAGGAACAGAAACUAAACUGGCACGCGGCGUUGGAAAAGUGCCACAAAAUGGGUGGCCAUCUGGCCAGUUUGCAAACUGAGGAGGAAUUGGAUGGAUUCAAUAACCAGCUUAAUGGCCUAAAUCGCUACUGGAUCGACGUGACCAGCCAGUUCAACGAAUUUGAAUUUGUGUCUGUAACCAAAGGAUCGAAAGCCAACUUUCUGAGUUGGGCCGAGGGUGAACCCACGAAAGAUGGAAAGUGUGUGGAUGUGCGUACAUUCAACGGGAAAACUACCAUGAAUGAUAACGAGUGUUCCGCCCAUCUCUUCUUUAUUUGCGAAAAAUCUAUUGAAGUAUAGAGCACUAACCAACUAUCGCCUUAGCUUUAUUGAGUUAUGAAAUGGCAAAUGGUUUAUAGAGAAAAUCAGUCUGAAAAGUUCAAAAACGAACAAGUUGGAAUAAGAUCGAGUAUCACUACAUAUAAUCAUAAAUAUAUAAUCUUAUAAACCACUAUUUUAUUAUAUUGUACCUACAAUCUCCGUGCUCUCAAGGUUUUGCAUUGGCUACAAAAAGUCUGGCAAGACUCUUCCCCCGAUCGAGAUAUAUAUACAAAUAUACAAAUACAUGCGAUAUAGAGAUCGAUUGGCUUACGCAUGUGCAGUGGAAACCGAAGCUCGACAUUUACGCUUAAAUCAUAUUUUAUGGCUUUUCAGCUGAAAAUCGAAUGCUAACUUGUUUGUUUCGUUCUGCUUUUCAGCGGCAUUUUGGCGAUUGUUGUUGUGUUCUGCUUGUUGGCCAAUUCAAUUCAAGUUCGCAUCGGGCCAAAGCCAAAGUCGAAGUCGAAGUCGAAGUUUGUUCAACCAAGUCGAUUCGAUUGCGAUCGCGAAUUGAAAACAAAAACGUGAACGUUGCACGCACCAAGUUUACUUGUUUUUAUUUUGCUUUUUUUUGCCUUAACUACGACUGCAUAAUUAAAUCAAAAUAAUGGGCAUGUUUAUUUCUUUAUUAUUUUAACUCAUUGGGCAGUUUGUUAGCAUUUCUACAAUAAAAUGUCAUAUUAUUGCAACGCUUUAAUAUUAGCAGCAGGUAAUUUUCCUAUACUAAAA
This is a messenger RNA of Drosophila yakuba, 3127 nucleotides long. Its product is annotated as C-type lectin 37Db. The record is from RefSeq and is a predicted model, not a curated record. The transcript is spliced from 2 exons. Gene Ontology annotation, molecular function: signaling receptor activity. Lineage: Eukaryota; Metazoa; Arthropoda; Insecta; Diptera; Drosophilidae. Bases 1682 to 2380 code for a protein of 232 amino acids.